This is a messenger RNA of Xenia sp. Carnegie-2017, 2969 nucleotides long. RefSeq lists its product as uncharacterized. Lineage: Eukaryota; Metazoa; Cnidaria; Anthozoa; Malacalcyonacea; Xeniidae. The record is from RefSeq and is a predicted model, not a curated record. Bases 284 to 2701 code for a protein of 805 amino acids. The transcript is spliced from 7 exons.
UCAUAUAGGAAAUUGGAAUUUCUAUUCUACUCGCGCGACCCGCGACGUUUUAUCCGCGUCCUGCGACAGUUAGAUACACUCAUUCCAAUAUAUUCGCUUAUGCAAAUGUUACGCUACGCACGAUUGAUUUUAACAAUACAAUAAAACAUCGAAGGAGUAUUAAAGAACUAUAGCAAAUUUUUGGAUACUGUACGCAUAUAGUUUAUUUUCAUUCUGUGAAGAACAACCAGAAAUCACUGCAGAACAAAAACGCUUAUUUGUGAACAAAACAGCACCACAAGGAAUGAAGAAGAGAGAAAUGUUCAUUUUUACUGCUACUGGAAUGGCAGCCUUUCUAAUAGUGCUUCAAUUUCAUUAUUACAGAAAUUUAAAAGUAUUCAAAAAAGCUGAGGAAUGGAAGAUUACGACAUCAGGUUUUGCAUUUCAAGAUGAGUUAAUUCGGAAAUUGUUAAAAGAAGUUCACGGACCCAUAAAUGAUACAGAAUUCGGUUACAUAUUCAAAGGAAAUUCUGGUGAUCAAUCUACCUGGGAAUUUAAUUUUAGUGACUUGACUAAACGAAAACUAGGGCGGAGCUAUGUAGAAAUGACAAGUUUUCGUCCAAACGCUGUUAAUGGAGAUUUUUAUAAUCCUAUCAGAUUUGAUAAAGGAGGACUUGUUUUGUUCGAGGAUUAUGGUGCUGGAGUUUUCCACAGGCUUGCUUUGCUUCACACUCAUCAAGCUCUAAAUCAAUCUGAAAAAGUUGAUGAAGUCUCUUUUGAGAGCACAAGCAAUCUUUCCUUUCACACCAAGACUGUUGGAAACGUUUAUCUUUCAUUAUCCAGUGUGAGGGCAGAGGUUGACGGAGAAGAAUUAAUUACAGUACCAACCGCUUGGAAGAGAAAUUUUGCCUAUCCUUUUCCAAAGACGUUCUUUCGAUUUGAUGACAAAAAAAACAAAGCUGGUUUUCAAUUAACGCACCCAAUUUCCUAUGCAAAAAGUUUUCGCAUCAUUACCAGGUGGCCGGGCAGUGAACAGUUUAAAACCGAUGAUGUAUGGAAUCAAUCAAAAGUGUGUCAUGAUACAAAGACAGCAUGCAACGUUAAGGUAUAUUUUGGAGUAACUGUAAACAAACUUGAACAUGGUGCAAAAAUAAACACACAUUUUAAAGAUUAUGUUACCCAAGAUAUUCACUCAUUAAAACGCAAGUACUUGCAUAAAAUGACAUCUAUUUUAUCUAUUAUGGCUUCUGAGCCUGAAAAAUAUGCGCCAGGUAUAGGUUCAAGCUGUUCAAUGGUAUGUCAUAUUGUAAAACAGAAUGAUAAAGUAGUCUUGUUUGAGAGCUCGAGUAAUGAAGCAGCUAAAGUAAUUCAAUCAAUGCGUGUUCGAGUGUAUGAUUUAUUCAAAGGACAAGCGAUCAUAUCAGAAAAUUGGAGGAGAGUUCUUAUAUCAAUGCAAUGGGACGGUAAAAAACCACAGGUAAAGGAUAUUCCAUUAGGAGGAAUUUUUAAUGUUGGCCUUGACUUCAUUCGUGAAAUAAAAAGUUUGACAACAGGACUAAGAAAAAUGAGCUGUGACUUGACAGGAGACGCUGCAUUAAAACUAAAGCCAUUCGACUGGACGGCAUAUCUCUUCUAUGAAAUGCCCUUUUGGAAGUCAGCUAAAAUCACAGUUAGUAUACCAAAUGGAUUUAAAUCUGCUCUUAUUUGUUCACAGUUUUCAACAAAGCUAUUAGAUUAUAAAAUAUAUCACCCCCGACUAACUGGCUACUUUAGUGCUCAAUUGACUCAACAAGGUUUUGAUUUAAAACACAAUAAAGAUAUUUUUCAUUUGCAAAAUGAAUGGGGUCAUGUUGUGGCUGUGAACUUUUUUUGGAGGAGUAAAAAAAUCUCACAAGCACAAGAACUGGAUAUAAAUAUUGAAACAAACAAUGCAACUGCUCCAAUAUUUCCUGGAACCGGAUUGGAAGACUUCUUUCACUAUUUUCACGACUUUUUUAGAACUAAAAACAUCACCGGACCAUUUAAUGGCAUUCCUUCCUUUUACAAAACAAAAAAGAUGCGAAUGACUAAAUGCUUUCGACAAAACACACUGGAUCCAAUAUUGUUUAUUAAUGGUAUUCGAAUUUACUUAGAGUCUCACUUUAAUCAAAAACCGAAUAACUAUCGAAAGUUUCUAAUGACAUCAUCGUCAUUCAACCAAAAUAUUUUACCAGAUUCCCUUUAUACUGUUGUAUUGUACUAUGGUAGCAAAGGCUCUGGUGGUUUGUACACUGACAAAGUGAAUUAUUAUAGUUUCGAAAAUGGUUUGUCUCCCAGAUUAAAAUUUAUUCCUGCAAGAGUUAAAUAUUUCAACAUUCAAAGUAUGUACGAAAACCAAGCUGGUGGACUUUCAAACAAAACAGUUGUGUCUUUGGAGCCCGGACAGACUGUGGUUCAUACAUUUUUUAUCUCUGAAAGCAACGUUGGUGUCGUUCUUCGUCGAGAAUAUCACUCAAUAAUACCAAAUCAAAAGGCAAACGUGGUAGUUGACGAAAAAGAAGCUGGGAUAUGGUUUUGUCCACAAAGAGCAAUAACUGAGUUAUACUCUUUACGUCUGAACGAUUACCUUCUUCCUCUUCAUCAAACAAUUGGCAAAAGAUCCAUUGAAGUGAAGAUAACAGCAAUUACAAAAUGGGAAACGGUCUCAAUUCAUGUGCUUUCUGUUCUAAUUGGAAGCAAAUAAUUCAAGUGAGCAUAAAGAAUAAUUUGAACUCUGUACCAUUUUAUUUCAAUAAAUGCCAAUAAUAGCUGGUGUUUUUAGACUUACAAAUUAAAUUAGACUAGUCUGUCGUUAAUUGUAAUUUACCUUCUUUAAUUUAAUUUUUAAUAAAAUUUUAAUACCAUUUAAAAUAGAUUAAUACUAUUGUUGAAUUAUGUUUGUGAUAUUCAAACUGUUUAACGUACAUUUAAUCAAGAUAUAUAAUAAAGUUAAUUGUAUGGGAUUAUCUGAA